GGACGGUUGGCCUGGGCCGAGGAGGAUUCUGGGAGGGAGAAAAGUGGGCAGCAGUAGCCGCCAUGUUGUUGGCCUCUGACUCUUAUGUUUUCUCCUCAGCUUUCUUCAUCCGCUGGCCCCGAGCAGGACGGAAAGGACGAGGCGGCGCCCCCCGAGAUGGCCAGGCCGCCGCAGGAGCCCGACGGGGGCCAGGACCAGGCUGUUGUCUUCUUAGCUGAUGAGAAAUUUGAUUUUGAUCUCUCAUUGUCCUUUUCAAGUGCAAAUGAAGAUGAUGAAGUCUUCUUUGGACAACUUAGCCGUAAAGAAAGGUGCCCGGCUACCGACAGAGAAUCUGGACAAGUCCUCCAAGGGGCUAGCCCUCGGCCACCACCAUCUGCCAAGCCGAUAUCCUGGAGCCCCUUGGCAGGGGAGAAUCUGGGGGAAAUUUUUAAAGAAGCUCACUCGUUGGCCCUUCAGAUAGAAAGCCAAGCCGGUGACUCCAAAGCUAACCAAGCCGAGGGACCAAAGAGCCAGGUGGUAGAAAAAUUCAUCCAAGAGCCCAAGUCAAAACUGAACCUCUUUCAGCAGGGCAAGGAAAUGAGGAAAAGCCCUCGCUCGGCUAAGAGGGAAACGUACUGUGUGCUGGAUCGGUGCCUGGGCAGCCAACCGGCGGAGCUCCCGGCGGCGCCCGGCCAGUCUCCCGCUCCGCCGCGGGCUCGGGGCGGGGUGGGUCUGCCCGGUCCUGCUCACCAGGCUCCCCUUUCCUCUUUGCCUUCAUUUUGUGGGGCGGCAGAGCACGUCGCCGCUCAGCCUCUCAGAGCGGGCGGGGAGAAGAAAGCCACCAGCCGACUGCAGCCACCCAAGUCCUCAUCCGCUCAGGGAAAAAGCAAUCCCCCGAUCCUCGAAAAGCCCAAACCGGGGAAAAAGACCAGCCCUUCCAGUAAAAAAAACGGGGACGUCAGGGAUGCUGCCGAAGCUCAACUUCCUGACAGGACUGAGGCGACGCUCGAUGGGAACGUCAGGAGCGUGGCCCAGGUCAAGAGGGCUCUGCCCGUGCCCAGCAAGUUUGGGCUGAGGAAGGCGGAGACCCGGUUUCGAGCGGUCGCCCCCGUCGGAAAAAGCGUCACGGCGUCUGUGUCGUCGGUCUCCGGCCCGAGCUCCGGUUGGAAUUCCAGCGUGGCUGUAGCGGGAAAAGCUAAGUCUGGCAUCCCUCUGAACGUGCACGCGGCGAGCUCCCGGCUCCCGGCCGGUCUGAGCCGUCUGAGCCGGGCCGGCCCCGGGAGCCUGGCUCCGGCGCCGCCGCGGGCCGAGCUGUCGGAGCCCUCGGGCCAGCAGAGCAGACCCGCUGCGGCCGGGCAGAUCCAGGGGCCGGAGGCCCUCCCGCAGACUCCGGACAGGGCGGGCCGGAGCCCGCGGGAUCGAGGUGGGCGUGCGGCCGAGGAGCCCGCCGGGGCCAAGGCGAUGCCCACGCCGACCUCCCAGUUCAAGCUUCCCAGGUGUUGUGGAGGCGUCACGCCAAAAGUACCGCGCCUCAACAGGCCACAGUCCUGCAACUCACUGAGAAGAGUGGCAGCUCUCGGGACCCCCGCGAGGCACUCGUCUGCCGGGGCCCUGCCCGGGCCCGGGCCCCUGACCCCGGUCCACCCGAGGCUCGGGUCGGCCCUGCCUACACCCACCGGGCGGCGGAUGUCCGGGAUCCCCUGCGUCACCCCGAAGACCGUACCACGACCCCUUCCUUCGUCACGGCUCUCGCUCUCCGGCGGUCCUCAGCGGAAGUCUGCCGCGAGGUCUGAACAGGUGAAGGGGACCAAAGUCCAGGGAGCGGCUCGCUUAUCUGGUUCCUCUUCGGAUGAGAGUCUCUCUCCUCCCACCGUAGCUCCUCUAGCACUUGACUUUUCUCCAGAUAAGAAAGACCCUUCUGACGAGGUCCCCACAGAAGUGAGUUCUGGGGGAGCAGAGGAAUCUCCGGCUGAGAAGACAUCCCUGGAGGAGGAGGAGAAGAAGCAAAAAGAGGAAGAGGUCUUGCUGGUCGACAUUGAAGCGGUAAAGCCCACUGUCCUGGAAGAAUCGGAAAGGAGAACUCUCUUCGACUUCCCUCUGAUCGACUUCUUAAGCACGCCAGAGACAAAUAAAGAAGUCCCGGAGCCUGCGCUGGAUGUAGAGGCGGAGAGCCGACCUCUGAUCGACCUCUCGAAUACUCCGGAAGUGAAUCAAAACGGCCCCUUGAAACCCACCGUGCCGGGCCAGCUUAUAGACCUGAGUUCCCCCCUGAUCAGCCUGAGUCCCCUAGCCAACAAGGAAAACGUGGAUUCUCCUCUCCUGAAAUUCUAGGGUUGACCGAACCCGUCCAUUUUAAGAUAAGUGUUUAGAAUCGGCACCCAGGAAGGGGUGGACGGAUACAACUGUUAAUAAUAUUGCGGGGAGGAAAGUGUGUCCCUUACCCCAUCUGUGGAUGGCCACCACCUUGUUGACCAUUUUCAGGGCUGUGGGUACCACUGACCAACCCUCUUUGUGCCAGUUUACAAAAUGUCGGGCAGACUUCUCGACGACGACGACAAAAGGCCGUCGCGCCGCAAAUGAAGAAUGUCGGAUUUUUUUUUUUAAUAUAAAUGGCAAAUUAUUUACAAGGCUCGAAAAAAUUUAAAUAUCGUGCAUUAAGUUAAGUGUUAAAAUAAACUUGAAGUUGGGAUUAGA
Messenger RNA from Tachyglossus aculeatus (Australian echidna), 2673 nucleotides. It is a transcript of the gene GTSE1, whose product is annotated as G2 and S-phase expressed 1. Bases 85 to 2310 code for a protein of 741 amino acids. Lineage: Eukaryota; Metazoa; Chordata; Mammalia; Monotremata; Tachyglossidae. Gene Ontology annotation, molecular function: microtubule binding. The record is from RefSeq and is a predicted model, not a curated record. The transcript has 11 exons. Gene Ontology annotation, cellular component: microtubule cytoskeleton; cytoplasmic microtubule.